This is a messenger RNA of Penicillium subrubescens, 297 nucleotides long. RefSeq lists its product as uncharacterized. NCBI's taxonomy places the organism in Eukaryota, Fungi, Ascomycota, Eurotiomycetes, Eurotiales, Aspergillaceae. The record is from RefSeq and is a predicted model, not a curated record. The transcript is spliced from 2 exons. Bases 1 to 297 code for a protein of 98 amino acids.
AUGCUCUCUUCCCCAAGUACUACGAUUCCCUGGCAUGCGACGCUAUUGUCUGUCAUCUCCAUCGGCACUACUCCAGGACUUGCACCUCCAGCUGCUCCGCUUCUCGCCAUCGGCCCUGUUGCCGAUAAAGGUGACCAUGCUGAUCAGCAUAGCGGCAUGCCUACGCCAGCUUCGUUAAGUCUCAUGAGCUCCACCUCCAGACUCGGACCGACAACCCUGGCCCCGCCGGGCAACGUUAACUUCGACGUGUUAGGUUUCGUAGACGCUACCGUGAUGCUUUGUAAUACGGACAUAUAA